This is a messenger RNA of Radiomyces spectabilis, 1348 nucleotides long. RefSeq names its product WD40-repeat-containing domain protein. The record is from RefSeq and is a predicted model, not a curated record. The transcript is spliced from 9 exons. Lineage: Eukaryota; Fungi; Mucoromycota; Mucoromycetes; Mucorales; Radiomycetaceae. Gene Ontology annotation, molecular function: protein binding. The coding region runs from base 100 to 1299 and encodes 399 amino acids. Gene Ontology annotation, cellular component: cytoplasm.
GCUUUUUGUUCACUCGUUCACCGCUUUCUUCAAUAGUCGUAGCAUAUCAGUGAUAUUGACAAACUCGAUUGGAAAAGACCUUUUCCUUCUUUUCAAUUGAUGGCUUCCUCCAUUUCUCUGCCGUUCGUCAUCUGGCACAACUUCACCAACCCAAACACCACAAGCCUCGCCUGCAAUCCCCCUCAUGUGUAUGCAGGUCAAAAGGACGGCCAUAUCUGGGUCUAUCAAAUGUCCCUCGAUCCACCCACAUUACAGCAUAAAUUCCUUCUUGUUGGGCAUAAAGCUCCGGUGGUGGCACUAUGCGUGAUAAAGAACCACACAAAUUCGCUUUCAAACGACGACGUGCUUAUCAGUGCAGCAGAAGACGGCGAGAUCGCACGCUGGAGUGUUGUAGACGGCCGCUGUCAAGCGGUGAAUAACAGUGGAUUUAUGGGGGUGCCUCGCUAUUUAAAAGUGUUUAAACAGUUUUCCAGUCGUCACAUCUUUUGCUGUGGACAGUCCAACGAUAUAUUCAUCCUCAAUGCAACCACCCUCGAGGUGGUGAGCGUAUGGGGAGGACACGCCAACUGGGUGGUAUGUACGGAUUUUUGCCCUGAACGUAUAUUGUCAUCCACCGGCGCGCAGCAACAGGGGCAGCAACCGAAACUGGUCACCAUGACCAUGGACGGGCGCUUGGAUACUUGGAAUUUCGAUGUAUCAAAGCAAAUUAUUUACAAAGACAAGUCGAUCCUUCACCAACCUCUCUCUUCCGAUCAAACCGUUUCCACCUUUAAUGCCCACUUUGAUCUAAUCAGCAGUGAUUCCACACCCGGAAUUUGUAUGGCAUUAACCGAUGAAAAAGUGGUGAUUUUUGCUUUACACAACAAUAACGAGUUUAUUCCCCACAUCACCCUUCCGGCCAAAUCUGGCACCAGCUGGACUGGCGGUGUAUUUUGUGAGACAAAUCGACUGAUGAUAUGGACACAGAAUGGUGACAUAUAUGACUAUGUUCUGCAUCCACCCCAAGGCGUGAAAACUGGAUCCAUGGCAUCCAACGAACAACAAUUGUAUUACACUGAAACGCUUGUGCAAUCUUAUUCCAUGGAUGAGAAUGCGUGUGGUAUGCCGGAAUCCCGCUUCACGGCCGUUUACGAAGACACGUCAGACGGCAUGAUUGCUUUGCUGUCGGUCGCUAAUGAUAUUGAAAGGUCAACUUACGGGAUCCAAAUUACCGCAUCCGAUAUAUCCACCGACAUCAACACCACCUCCCCGUCACCCGCGAAAAAUUUGUCCCUAGGUUGGUGUGGACCUGAUCGAUGAAUUUCUCAUUUUUUUUCCACGACCCCGCUGACGAUGGAUACGUGAGCAA